Molecule: messenger RNA, 1698 nt
Organism: Microdochium trichocladiopsis
Lineage: Eukaryota; Fungi; Ascomycota; Sordariomycetes; Xylariales; Microdochiaceae
Exons: 1
Coding region: 235-1296 (353 amino acids)
Source: RefSeq, a predicted model, not a curated record
AGCAGCGACAAGGUCGUCCCUGUCUCACUCCUUUGGACAGGCCCUACACAAUAGCAAGUCCGCCACAAAAACACAUAGAGCCGCUUCGCCAGAGUACGAUUGCCUGCUCAGGGGGAAACACUGGCACUCUGGACAAGUCGGUGGCGAACACGGCAACUAUAGUCCUCUCUGAGCUGUAUUUCCCGACAAAUCGACGACAGUAACGACAACGACGACCAGCAUCUUCCUUCCCGGAUGGCACCCACAUCGGGGCUCAGCACUGGCGACAGCGACAGCGAUGGCUCAAUCUCUUCCUCCUCCAAUACUGUUCACCUCCUCCUCCGCCGCCUGACCGACUCGCUCGCCCCUGACCACAACAGCAAGAACAAUGGCGCCUUCCUCGGCAGCCUCCGAAACCUCCACCGCGCAACCAGCGGCGUAGACACCGUCCCGGAGGGCUACGGCCUGCCCAACAGCCCGCCUCCCGGCACGGUCGCGGGCAUCGUGGUCGGAUCUGUGGCAGCGUUCCUGUUCGUGCUGUGGGUGAUAUACUUCUGCCUCAACUUUGGCCUGCCGGGAAGGCAGGUCUGGUCCGAGCGGGGCUCGGUGACCAACAUGUCGAGGUCGGUGGUCUCGACGCGGCGGCGGGACGAGCGUUCGCGCAGCCGGGCCACGGGGACUGUGAUUACCAAUGCGGGGCCGGCUGCUGCGGCGGCGGCGGUCAUUGCGGUCGAGGGCGCGAGGCGCAGUCGUAGCCGCGGAGGGGUGCUCAAGAUGAAGAAGAAGCAGCACCGGCACCACCACUCGCGGUCCCGAUCGCGAUCUCCGCCGAGGAUGGUCGAGGUGCGCCGGGAGACGUCGACACGGCGGGUCGCGGAGACGUCGACACGGCGGGUCGCGGAGAACCGGAGGAGUGGCGGCGGCGGCGGUGGUGGUGGUGGAGGCCGGGGAGGGCGAUAUGCCUACCACAACCCCAACGAGGACCAAAUCAUCGUCGAGGAGGAGAUGACGGACCGGUCGGCGCUCGGGUACGGCGGUGCCUCGUCCGUGAGGAGUCGCAGCAGGAGUCGGGGCCCCAUGCCGCCCAGGGGAGUGCCCGUGGUCAUGGCGCCUGGGGUUCGUGGCGGUGGUGGCGCGGGGCCGGGAAGAGGCGGGGCAGGUGCGCCCCCGAGAGUCGUCCCAUCGUCGAUAUUAAGCAGCGAGGACUACAGCCAUAGCGAGACCGAGUCGGAGGACGAGGAUGAGAUUGUGGUCAUGGAGGAGAACUCGACGCCGCCGCGGAGUCGGAGGGGUGGCAGACGGGAUCGGAGGGGCUAGCAGUUCACAGAGGUUAGAGAAAAAGGGCCGGGCCUACCAGCUCUGAUACUUGCAGCUAUCUAGGUCUUUCCUUCGGUACGUCCAUGCAUGCUUGCUGGAUCCUUCCUUACUAGCUACGGCAGGAAAGCGUCGAGGGGGCGUGUGCUGCUUGGUAUCAUGCCAAAAGUGUACAUGUAUUAUCUGAAAUGGCAAUGUGUCCCAACUCUGUGUGGCGUGUCCAAUCUGGUUCAUCUCCCUUUGCAACGUGUGGCGCCUUUGCAAUGCCGAAAUGAACGGCUUGUUCACGAAAGAACAGUGCUCGUUCCUCGGGGCGCUGUGAAAUGGUACAUGGGACAUGUGUGUGAAUCGCAAGGUGGCGCUAUGAUACAUUCCCGCGCUUUACUGAUUCACCCACCCGCCCUG